Trichoplax adhaerens is the source of this 414-nucleotide messenger RNA. RefSeq lists its product as uncharacterized. NCBI's taxonomy places the organism in Eukaryota, Metazoa, Placozoa, Uniplacotomia, Trichoplacea, Trichoplacidae. The record is from RefSeq and is a predicted model, not a curated record. The coding region runs from base 1 to 414 and encodes 137 amino acids. Gene Ontology annotation, cellular component: intraciliary transport particle B; cilium; centrosome. Gene Ontology annotation, biological process: intraciliary transport. The transcript is spliced from 5 exons.
AUGGCUAACUUAGCUUUGUCGUCGGCUGGUGUAUCCGUCAUUCUAGCCACUUCCAGUGAUGAUGGCUUUCCUCCUGAAAAUAUGAUAGAUGGCGAUCCGCAAACCUUUUGGGUUACCACUGGCUUAUAUCCGCAAGAAUUUAUCGUUAGCUUCCCUGCGAAAGUCAAUGCCGAUACUGUUAGCAUUCAAGGAGUCAAUAUUAAGACUUUGGAGAUCUACAAGGGUAUAAAUUCCAAGCCUACUGACUUUGAGCAAAUCUGUUCUAAAGAAAUAGAGAGAAAGGAGAACGAAAAUGUUACCGAAAAUAUACAGGUGAAUAGUCCAAUAACCCAUCUAAAGAUUAUUAUUACUAAUGGAUAUGAUCAUUUUGUGGCUAUAAGCUCCGUUGCUGUUACGGGAUCAGCAAUAAAUUAA